This is a messenger RNA of Paramecium sonneborni, 1050 nucleotides long. The record is from the annotation of a GenBank genome assembly. Lineage: Eukaryota; Ciliophora; Oligohymenophorea; Peniculida; Parameciidae.
AUGUAACAUACUUUUUUUAAGGAAUUGCUGGAUUAAAUUCUUCACUAGGGUUUAAAAGGGCGUCUUCCUAAAAUACUUCUAAUGAUGAAAAUUAAUGGAGAUUUUUCGUCAUAUAUCAUAACCCUAAAUAAGUAAAGUUCAUGUAAUAAAUACCAUUUCAACAGCUUAAUUAAAUUAAGAGGAGGAGGAUGUGUUACAUCUGUGUAAGAAAGAAGCAUUGAUAAAGUAAUUUAAAAUGAACAAAGAAAUUUAGAGAUCUCAUUACCUGAUAACUUUUUAGAAGACCUCAAUAACUCAUUAAAGCUAAUAGUAGAGCAAUCUAAAUUCAUUGGGGAUAAUAAUUAAAGAAAUGCAGUACUUAUAAAAAUUCAAUGGUUUAUUUAUAAUAGAGAAUACUUGAAUUCUUUUUGUAUAGACAAAAAAGAAACUAGCAAAAUAUAUGAAUUAAUUUAAGAAAAUUUUUAAAGUUUAUUAACAGUCCUUACAACUUAUUUAAGAAGUUCUGGAUUUAUCUGUUAUUAAGUUUUAUAAACUUGUAAUGAAUUAUUAAGGAUUCUUUUUGCAUUCUAAUUAAGCAAUCCUAAAAGAUUCUUUGAAGAAACUGUUAAAUAGGAUUACUUAUAACACAUAGCAGAAUUCAACACUUAAUUAGAAAUUGAAUAAGCUAAUGUUUGGAAGACAGGUAUUGAAUUUGAGAUAACAAUGAUGAAAAUUAUGAUUAUGAAUUCAAAAUCUAAUUCUACUUAAGGAUCAGACCUAUUACUUAAUUUCUUUUAGGAAACAGCCAAAUCAAUUAUAUCAUUAUCACCUUCAGAAAAUCUACUUUAAAGUAUCAUAGAUGGUGGACAGUAUCUUUUAAAAAAAGGAAUAGAAAAAAAAUUAUAUCCAAAAGAAACUUAUUAAACAUAUUAUUUAUUUCAAUUAAUUAAAUGGUCAAUUAUCAGAUAAUUAAAGUCAAAAUAGUCAGUCUAUAAAUAAAUAUAAUUUUUGAAGGAUAUAUUUUAGUAAUAUAUAUCAGAUUCUAAUAAUUGGAUUCUUCAUUUUAUGUGA